Malassezia pachydermatis is the source of this 648-nucleotide messenger RNA. RefSeq names its product spliceosome-associated protein sap-49. Bases 1 to 648 code for a protein of 215 amino acids. Gene Ontology annotation, molecular function: RNA binding. Gene Ontology annotation, cellular component: U12-type spliceosomal complex; nucleolus. Lineage: Eukaryota; Fungi; Basidiomycota; Malasseziomycetes; Malasseziales; Malasseziaceae. The record is from RefSeq and is a predicted model, not a curated record. The transcript has a single exon. Gene Ontology annotation, biological process: positive regulation of mRNA splicing, via spliceosome.
AUGUCGAGAGAUUUGGAACGGAAUCAAGAAGCUACUUGCUACAUUGGUAAUUUGGAUGAGCGAGUUACUGAUGAGAUCGUUUGGGAACUCAUGCUACAAGCAGGGCCUCUAGCACAUGUAUAUUUACCGAAAGACCGUGUUUCUCAAAUGCACCAAGGAUACGCGUUUGCCGAAUAUCGAACAGAAGCAGAUGCCGAGUAUGCCUGCCGUAUUAUGAACGGCAUCAAGCUUUAUGGAAAGCCGAUCCGUGUCAACAUGUCGUCAACAGAAAAGCAGGAAGUGGAUAUUGGCGCGAACCUAUUUAUCGGCAAUCUGGACUCGGGCGUGGAUGAGCGACAGCUUUACGAUACCUUUGCAACCUUUGGCAACAUUGUAGGAACGCCGAAGGUAGCGCGUGAUCCAACGACAAACGAGUCCAAGAACUAUGGGUUUGUGUCCUUUGACUCCUUUGAUGCUGCUGACAAGGCCAUUGAGUCGUUGAAUGGCCAAUUCCUUCUCAACCGCCCUAUCACAGUAAUGUAUGCUCUACGUAAAGAUGGCAAAAAUGGCGAACGCCAUGGUUCUGAAGCUGAGCGUCUUGUUGCGGCGCAGGCACGCAAGAACCAUGUUCUGCCCAAUCGAGACGCUUAUGGUGUCCCCAUCGCCUAA